AUGUUCACUUUGAUUUUGUUCUACUUGCUUCUGAACACUCCACUUCUUGAGAUGAGUUUCAUUCCGUCCAGGUGCUUUUGGAGAAUGAAGAAGGAAGAAAAGGACGGAGAGUUAAUAGAAGCCUGCUUCUUCUCCCUUCGUGCAGUGCAAUGGUCUGUGGAGAAAGACUAUUUCAGCAACCUUCUGGAUACACUUACACAAUCCCCAAAUAAAAGCCAGUUUUCUCUGGUCUUGGCUUUUUCAGUGGAUGAAAUCAACCAAAACCCUGACCUUCUGCCAAAUAUAUCUUUAGUAUUUGAAGUACCAUAUUUUUUAAGUGUGUCAGAAUUAAAACAUCUCAUUCAUGCUUCUGGACUACAUCAUUUGUUUCCUCCUAAUUAUGACUGUAUCCAUGCACUCAAUUGUACAGUAUUUCUUACAGGACCAAACUGGGAAGCAUCUGUACUUUUUGACACUUUCAUGUCCAGCCAUGAAUCUCAGCAGGCACUUCAGCUUACUUAUGGGCCUUUCCAUCCCAUCCUGAAUGACUAUGAACAAUUUCCCUGUAUUCAUCAGAUGGCCCAUGAGGAUACAUCUCUUGCCAUGGCCAUGAUCUCCUUCUUACUUUAUUUCAACUGGAAGUGGGUAGGGCUGGCUGUCUCUGACAAUGAACAGGGUACACAAUUUCUUUCACAUUUGAAAAGAGAGAUGGAAAAGGAUACAAUCUGCUUUGCCUUUGUGAACAUGAUUCCAGUGAACAUGGUGGUAUACAUGUCAAGAGCUGAAGUGUAUUACAACCAAAUCAUGACAUCGUCCACAAAUGUUGUUAUCCUUUAUGGUGACACAGACAGUACUCUUGCUGUGGGCUUUAGAAUGUGGGAAUCUCUAGGUAUACAAAAAACAUGGGUCACUACCUCACAGUGGGAUGUUCCUACAAGUAAGAGAGAUUUCACUCUUGACUCAUUCCAUGGGACUUCUGCUUUUGCACACCACCAUGGUAAGAUAUCUGGUUUUAAAAAUUUUGUGCAGACAUUGAACCCUCUCAAAUACUCAGAUAAAUAUCUGGCAAGGCUGAAGUGGAUGAACUUUAACUGUGAAGCCUCAGCAUCUAACUGUAAGACAAUGAAGAACUGCUCAACGAAUUCCUCUUUGGAAUGGCUGGUGGCACAGACUUUUGACAUGGCCUUCAGUGAGAGCUGUUAUGACAUAUACAAUGCUGCGCAUGUUGUGGCCCAUGUCAUUCAUAAGAUGAUUCUUCAACAUUUAGAAAAUCAGCUAAUUGAGAAUGGGAAAGAAUAUGAUUAUAGCUGUUCUAAGAUGCACUCCUUGAUGAGAAAGACCAACUUCACCAGCCCUAAUGGAGACAAAGUGAACAUGAACCAGAAAGAAAAAUUUCAGAAGGAGUAUGACAUUUUCUACAUUUGGAAUCUUCCACAGGAUUUUGAACUUAAAGUGAAGAUAGGAAAAUUUAGCCCACAUUUUACACCUGGUCAGCAGUUUCAUUUAUCUGAAGACAUGUUUGAGUGGGCCACAGGAAGUAGACAGAUGCUGCCCUCUGUAUGCAGUGCUGACUGUCAUCCUGGAUUCAGAAAAUUCAGACAGGAGGGAAUGCCAGUCUGCUGUUUUAUUUGUAUCCACUGUCCAGAAAAUGAAAUUUCUAAUGGAACAAACAUGGAUCUGUGUGUGAAGUGUCCAGAGGACCAGUAUGCCAACACAGAGCAGAAUCACUGCAUCCACAAAGCUGUGAUCUUUCUGGGCUUUGAAGACCCCUUGGGGAUGGCUCUGGCCAUACUGGCCUUGUGCUUCUCUGCCUUCACAGCUCUGAUUCUUGGGAUAUUUUUGAAACACAAUGACACUGCCAUUGUGAAGGCCAAUAACCGCUCUCUCAGCUACAUAUUACUCAUGUCACUCAUGUUCUGUUUCCUCUGCUCCUUGCUCUUCAUUGGCCAUCCAAACUCAAUCUCCUGCAUCCUGCAGCAAAUCACAUUUGGAAUUGUAUUUACUGUGGCUAUUUCUACCGUGUUGGCCAAAACAAUCACAGUGGUUCUGGCUUUCAAAAUCACAACUCCUGCAAGAAGGAUGAGGUACAUUCUGGUUUCAGGAACACUUAACUACAUCAUUCUCCUCUGUACACUCAUCCAAAUUAUUCUCUGUUCAAUCUGGCUAGGAGCUUCUCCUCCAACUGUUGAUAUUGAUGCAGACUCUGAUCAUGGCCACACCAUCAUUGUCUGCCACAAGGGUUCAGUUAUUGCAUUUUACUGUGUCCGAGGAUACUUAGGCUGCCUGGCCCUCGGAAGCUUCACUGUGGCUUUCUUGGCCAGAAACCUGGCUGACACAUUCAAAGAAGCCAAAUUCCUGACAUUCAGCAUGCCAGUGUUAUGCACUGUGUGGAUCACAUUCCUUCCUGUAUACCAUAGCACCAAGGGCAAGUUCAUGGUGGCUUUGGAGAUUUUUUGCAUCUCGUCUUCCAGUGCAGGGAUGCUGGGGUGCAUCUUUGUUCCCAAGUUCUACAUAAUUUUAUUAAGGCCAGACAAAAAUUGUCUUCAGAAGAUCAGGGAGAAAUCAUAUUCCUAA
Messenger RNA from Acomys russatus (golden spiny mouse), 2553 nucleotides. RefSeq names its product vomeronasal type-2 receptor 116-like. NCBI's taxonomy places the organism in Eukaryota, Metazoa, Chordata, Mammalia, Rodentia, Muridae. Gene Ontology annotation, cellular component: membrane. The coding region runs from base 1 to 2553 and encodes 850 amino acids. The record is from RefSeq and is a predicted model, not a curated record. Gene Ontology annotation, molecular function: G protein-coupled receptor activity. The transcript is spliced from 7 exons. Gene Ontology annotation, biological process: G protein-coupled receptor signaling pathway.